Molecule: messenger RNA, 17852 nt
Organism: Spirometra erinaceieuropaei
Lineage: Eukaryota; Metazoa; Platyhelminthes; Cestoda; Diphyllobothriidea; Diphyllobothriidae
Source: the annotation of a GenBank genome assembly
AUGAUCAAGGCCUGUAAGUCGGCAACGUUCUUGGAACGUCAAACUCCGGUGUUCCGGGGUUGAAAGUCUCUUGGUAGAAAAAAAUUUUGGACGGAUUCUAUUUUCUUGCGCUUAGCAACAAGCAUGAGGUCAAAUAAAAACGAACAGUAUUUCAGCCCAGGUCUAAUGUACUUUUAUAUGGGCGCAUUCUAUUAUCGCUGGUUUAAAAUUUCGGAAGAUAAAUACGGUCGUUCAACGUGCCCUGAAGACUAUCAGGGCGCAGUCCUCUGAAGGAUUAAGGCUCUUGGAGUAUGAUACACCCAGAUCCUUAAUAACCACUGGCAAAUUUAUGUCGUGACCACCAAUUCUUAGUUGAAGUUGGUGGUUGUUGCCAUCCACGAUGAAUGAGCACUUAUGCCAAGAGAGAGGAAGGCUCCAUGUGCGACACCACUGGACGAAGGCCUGUAGGCCGCACUUUAGGGGCUCAAGCACGAUGUCACGAUCUGCCGGCUUAUAUCUAUAUGCAACUUUCAGAUCAUCGGCACACAUGAAGGGCUUACCAUUCUUAAAUUAAUCUGCUACACUAUUAACAAAAAGGCAAAAUAAUGGCGGGUCGAGGACACUAACCCGAAUGACUCCACUCUUCACAUAUGUGCGGUUAAAGAUAGCAUUGGAACUCUCAACUCGUUGUGUGCGAGUGCCCAGGUGAGAGGAAAUAAAAUUCAGAUGUUUGUCACCUAUUUCGGAAGUGGACAGUUUCAAGAGUAAAAGAGCAUGGUCAACACGAACAAAAGCCUUAGUAAAAUCGAAAUAGACUGUGCAAAGUUCAAAUAAUUGUCCCUAGAUUGGAGAAAACGGUCAAAUAAUGAGAGCUGAGAGGUGUCACAAGACCAACCUUUGAGGAAUCCAUGCUGUGCAGCAUUUAUUAUGUUAGUCUUUGUUAAAUGACACAUCAUCUUCUCUUUAAUCAAUGCCUGUAAGAUCUUCGCAACUACAGGAAUGGUGUUUAUUGGCCGAAAGUCAUCAAAUGACGUGGAUUGGCCAUGCUUGGGAAUAGGCAAAAUGUGUGAUUCCUUCCACAAGGUGGGAUAGGUUUCACUUUCAAGAGCGAGAUUAAAUAUCUUGCAUAAGAGGAGUGGGAAAAGUGCAUUUGCAUCCGCUUUUAGAAUGCUUACCGGGACACCAUCAGGUCCGGGGCUAUGCGGUUGACGGAAACGACGAAGCGCAAUAGACACAUCCCCCGGAGUGAAAGCUCUAGUUCCGAGAUGUGCCCCGUUCAAUGUCUGGAUGGUCGGACGCAGGGUGGCCGAGUUUUUAAUAAAUAUUUUUGACAGGAAAGCGUUGAAACUAUUAGCGGUUAACUAGGCAUCAACUAUAGGAUUCCUGAGAGCGUCUCGGAUAGUGGGAUCCUGCGUCUUAGCCCGCUCAAAAAUAUCAAAAAUCAAGGGCAGAACGGAAGGGUUCCUUCUGAAGAUGGAGUCGACGAGAAAGUCUUCGCCACUUGCGGCGAAAAGAUAAGGGUAGUAAAACCUCAUCCCCGGCAUUAAUUAUUUCCUUACAGGGGACGAAAUGAUAAAUAAGCGGAUCCAAAAUAUCGUACAGUUUAUCAGUGCGAAAAUUUACAUCCGAACUUAGGAAGAAAUCAGUCCAAUCGUGGGAAUUAAGGUGUGUUGAUAAUUCGGUCGGGCGAGCUGAUCGGAAAUCGCGGAGAAAUCUGUACUUUGGGGACUCCGUCUUUUCAGCCUCCAGUUCUAACGCUGAAACAACUAUGUCAUGGUCUGGGCCCCCGAGUUGACCUAGUGGUGACAGUGAAAAAGGCACUCAACCUCUACAGAAAAUUUGGUCAAGUAAACUUGGUCCUCGGGUAGGAGAAUCGACGGCCUGAAUCCAUAUUCCAAGGCGUUGGGUAACGAUAGACACAGCCAGGAGUAAGGAGAACCUAAUUUUAGUCCAACCUGAAACCAGCAGUUGCCUACUACCGCGGAGAAAUGCAGGAGGUCCAGCGGCAGAAAUGUGAGUGUUUGCUUAACGUAGACACAGCUGCCCCCACCACGGCUGACUUGACGAUCAUUUCGAAUGUACGUAUAGCCUAGAAGUGAGGGCUGGAAGUCAGCUACGGAAGCUGAUGCCCAUGCCUCAGUUAGUAAAACAAUAUCUGGACAGUGGACGAACACGCUUGUCUGAAGCCAAGGCACCUUACUUAGCAAGGAUCUGGCAUUCUGAACAAAAAUGUUUGAGGGGAAAGGCUGCUUGUUCCUGAGAGAUGUGGGCUACGCCGUCCAGUGCUUGUCUGCCCACGGAACACAUGGUCUGGAUGUACCCAUCCGGUUUUGCAAAAAAUUCUGUGGCAUGAAAAGAUUCGGACGCGUAUAAAAAUUAGUGACUCUUGGGGAGUAAAUGACGGGCUGGAAACUGGUAACCAUUGGUAGCUAUCUCAUUUUCAGCUGGAAAUCCACUGUUCGGAUAUUGUAACGUAUUCCGGCCGGGUCGAAACUGAGGAGCGGAUAAGUUAAGUGAUCCAGUAUAGACAUUAGCACGAGGAAUGCAUUGGUAAAACGGUAAUGCCUUUCUCGGUAAUAUUAGUCUGCCUAUAUUAUGCUCCGCUUUGCGGCUGAUAGUUAGGCUAGAGAGAGAGAGACGUAAGGUCUAACAGGACGAGUGGAUUUCUUUACACGAUCGCUGACCACUCCCUCUGCUAAUAAUAAUUGUGUAUAGAGCCAAUUUGCAGGCGUUACCAAAGAAAGAUAGGACACGAAUCGGGCUAGCAGACCAGAAAGGAAUCAGUUAAGAUUUUAUCGAACGUUUUAUGUCAUCAUCCUUUUUUCAUGGUGUUAGGACUCGUGCUACAAACAGGGUGCAUGGGAGAACAGUUGCUCAUUGUCGGCUAAAGAAAUAGUCCGUAGUGUUGUAGUCUGUAGGUCCAGUAUCAUUUUCCAUAGGAUGAAACCUGCAGGGAGAAAAGAGACCACGAACUUAACACUCAAACAUUUUGGGAGCUUUUGGAUGCAAAAACUAGUGAUAGUUUUCUUUGAUGCAUUGUCAUAAAGGGAAUGUCGAAGUCUGCUUCCGACAUUCCUAAGGAUAGAUCACAUCGGGAUAUUCAAAUAUUUCAUCAGUUGCUCAGAUCGCCCAUAAUAGGAGAAAAAGUCUCCAUACUGAAGUCUUCCAGGAUGAGUCGAAUAAAUGAUCGAAACAGUGAGUCAGACCGGCUGAGACCGCUCUAAAAUGUCUUCCACAAUGUAAAACAAGGACAGCUAUUAUCGAGCUGGAAAUCGACACUAAAAAUACGCACAAAACAGCUUUUCGGCAAGAUAUUUCUCAACUGGGGAGAGAAAGAAAUGGAGAGGUCUCAAAGCGGAAGUCCACAAGAAGUCCAGCAUGUGCGAGAAAAAUCUCAGAAUAUUGAACGGGAAGAUCAUACAUGCCCAGAGGCCAUUGCUCUGUAGAAGGCAUAAAACCUUAAUUGUAGGAAAGUUUUGAAGAUAGAAUCUUUAUUUACUUAGUCAACGAAAUAAGUUAUCGACAUUAUAUGAUGUUAGCUCACUGUCAGGUUGAUUUGUUUCACAAAAAUGACCAGUACUUUCAAUUCGGUGUUUGUUCGGAGGUCAAGCGCAUGGAAUUAAUAACGUGUAUCGUUGUGAUUUAUAUUAUUGCAGAAGGCCCCUUUUCUUUAGGCACCAGCACAGCAAACCCAGAUGAUAUCAUUCCUGUUGAUGUUGCUAAUUUGAACUCCUCUAUUUGCAACAUCGUAAGGCGUAAUGUCUUCUACGCAUUUCUAUAGAAAUUGAAAAUUAAUGGUAUCAAGUACGAAAACGUUUCAUCUGACAGCAAAGACCGCAGGUACGCAUCUGACUGUCUUAAAUUACCUGCUCCAACAAAUGCAUUUGUUUGCGACUUUGGAGUCUCGCUUGACCAGUUUGGGGGGGUUAUGUAGAGCCCUCAUGCAGACAAUUGUGCGUGGUAUACUUCUAGUGAUCUCUUCGCCAUGAUUGGCGGCUCUCCGCCUAUGCUUGAUGUCGAGACCUCGAGUAUUUCUUCCUCCUAGGCUUUUUUCUUAUGGAUCUCUAAUCGCAUUCAUUUUGUCGUCGAAUGUUCCCUACCGUUGCAACUAUAUAUGAUUUUAGGGUUUUAUACAUGUGAUUGGGGAGUACUCUCCAAUUACGGCUUCCUUGUAAGUUGGUUAGACUACAAGCCGAUGAUUUUCCGAUCUUUCUUCAAGGCUACUCUUUCGAGCACAACUACAAGUUGUCUCGAUGUGCUUUGAAGAUAUCUUCGAAAUAAAUUGUAUGACAGUACUCAGUGUUAAUAGGACUUAAAAUGCGAUUCCCAGGUGGCAUAUCAAAAAAUGGAGGCGUUCACCGGAAGAGGCGUAUUGGAGGUCUGACGUUUCGAGUAGUUGUUUCUUCUAAACACCUUAAAAGAUUGGGGAGUCAUGCACACAGCUCUCCUUAUAUGGCGCACUUUGUUAGAUGCCUGGCUCGCCAAUGCUAUCUGUGUGGCUGCAUCCUACCUGCAUUUCACUAUGACCUGAAAGGCCCCUGUCCUCGUCGACCGCGGCGAUUGUUCACGACCCCGGUUGUCUCGCGCCGUGACUGUCCCCCUGUCAAGAAGAUGGGUAGAAGAAACGACUACUUGAAACGUCGGACCUCCAAUACACCUCCCGAUGAACGCCUCAUUUUUCUUUUAGUAUCGAGUGUAUUUUGAAUGCAAACAAGGCGAAACAACGACCGUAAGAGCUUACAGAUGGUAAUAAUGGCAAGGGGGCAGCCUCAUUUGGUAGACUACUUCCGCCCUCGCGAUGAGCAACAUCUCCAAAACAUUCUCUCAUGACACGGUUCAUCACGACAUGGACAUGCUUCUUGAGCCUUCGAUAUUCGGUCUCCGUCGCUGGUAAAAUACGUGAGAUCGUCGAAGCCGGCCAGAAUAGGCAUCACACAGUCGUACCAAGUACAAGUAAAAUGUAAUUUGAGUAGUUGCAGUGGAGCCUGCCUUUGCUCUCUCUGUGUAAUGCACUCGCCCUGUCUUUUGGAAAAAUAACUUAAAGUACCGGCGUGUGAUUGAGACACCACACUGUGAAUAGUCGAACUGGCCUUACUUGUAUCCUCCAUUGCCGCUACUGCCUUAACCGGUUUCACAUUCUGAUAUAUCACGAACAAGUGAAGCGUCUGGCCGUCUUUCACGUGCUAGGCCUUCCGCAGUCGUUUUUCACUUGUUAUUCUGUCCCCAGACACCGAAAGCCGUCGGGUUUAUCAUUCGUCAAGGUGUGAAUAAAGCAGAUCCGUCCACGUUUUCGGUUGGCCAUCACGGAGGUGGCGUCGACAAACAGGAAUUAGGGAACUAACAUUGCGCACAAAUUCCCCUUUGGGUUGAAGAGGUCGUGAGCGAACCAUUUGCGUCGCAAGCUUUGUGUUUUGUCGUUGACAAGUAUUUGGCAUUUCCAUCGGGGACUUGGCUCGUCAAUAAAAAUACAAGACAUUGUGUAAGCAUCAUUCGUCAAGCAUACGGUUAGCAGUGCGUUUAAUCCCCGUAGAAUAAGAUUGCCUCGUUAGUAGCCUCUCAUACUCAUAUUCCUUUUUUUGCCGAAUUUUACGGCGAAACCACCGUCGCCAUCAGGGCUUAGGACUGUCACGCCGACUGCUUUUUUAAGUGUAACAAAGCCCGAUGACGACAUUGCGACAUGCAGACCAUUAACCGGCACAAAAUAAGUCUGCUUGUUACCUCUGCCUUGUAGGCUGUUGAGCCAGAGCGCUGGAGGUAAUCUCGGACAAACAAUCGGGGCAGCUGUUGGGUACCCGCUUGUACUCAAAAUCCUCAAGGAACGUCAUGAAAGCGUCAGAGUCAAGUAUUUUAAUCCAUGUUACGGUGUUUGCGGGAGCCGACGCGUUCCUCUACUCCGGUCCGUUUAUGAGAACGAGUUACCUGCGACCUAGACUGCUUAGUGGGUGGCGGGACUUUGGUGUCGGAUGCUAGAAUGUGCGAACUUUUAUGGACCCUUUCACCUACGGUCUGACAUAUAUGUUUGCUGCCGGUUCGGAUUCCGAAUCUCCUACCCGAACUCGCAGGAUAUCAAGAUGCCAUGCUAUACCACGGCUCCCCAAAAAAAUCAUUAUCGUUUGCCUUUUUGCGUCAUUAUCUAGCCGGCACGGCAAAGGUAUUUGCUCACUAUUUCAAGAGCUGGUUGGAAGGCUCUUUAGUCUUGAUCUGCCGAUUGCCGCCGAAGACUGGACUCGCCGACUCCGCAGUUACCAUUGACUGCUUUGGGCUUUUCACUCGAUGCGACAAGGGUGGUGAAAUUUGUUUACCAGAAUUAAUAUGUCGUUACUACUCCAUGUGUCCAACACCGCCACAAAUAUUUGCUACCCUAUAAGUGAUCUAUGUGAUCUUGUCGGUGCGAUUGACUGGAACGCCCGUAUGUGGGAUUGCGAUGCGUCUGCACAGUGUGACCUUGACCCCUACGCUGCGAAAAACCCUUGGAAGAGUUGCGAAAGGCUUAUCAACCUUACGGCAAUGAAGCGACUGAUGGUUGUAAAUACGUGUUGGCGAUCCCUUGGCAAAAUUUAAGUACCGGACAUUGCGCGAGUGGCCACAUUCGAAAGCAGAGUAAUUACACGUCUUUUCGGACAUGCUGGGUAAACUCUGUACUGGGUCCUUGCAUAGUGUGUGGCGCUGGUAUGGCCAUAAAAGUAUUGGCGGUGCUUAUGUUUGGCAGAAUAACACUACCGACAAAGACUAGGGAGACUCGAAUGACCAUUUCUGGCCUACUAGCUGUCGUGAGCAAGCGGUACCCAACCCCGAGGUGUGCGACCCCUGGGACUCGGUCCCGCGACCUGUUGGUUGGAGGUCCAACGCCCUAAUCACUGAGCUACCAGCUCGUUGUCCUGUCGGUUGCGACCGGGCACGUACAAUGGUAGAGGGACGCUCACCGAUCGUGUUACGGAACUAAUUCGUCCCGUUGUGCCUUGAGGUCCUCUCGAGCCGCUCUAGUUUGGGUUCGUCUGCGACUGAUACUGCGUGUCGUGGAGGAGGCGUGACUCACGAGGAAGUGGGACGUCAACCGCCUCAAAGUUCCUGUUUCCGCACUGGCAUUACGACAAUCGCCUAUAACGUGUCCCCAGUCAAAAACAAUUGGCCCACACCGAUCAUUUUCCCAAGUGCCAUACGGUAACAUUUGGGCCACAAUAGACGUCGCCACGGUUAUUAGAUGUCUGACAAGACCUUAUAACUGGUCAAUUGUGUAAGGGCUGCUCAUCGUCGUGACGUUCUAAAUAUUGGGACUUACGUCGUGAGACCAAGUGCCCUGUACGGCGUGACCACAACGAGUUUUGGUGUUAAAUUGCCCGAAACCACUUUAACCGCCGUGCAGUUUGAAGACGUCUUGGUGUCUUUUGUAGAACUGACUGCAGCCAGCCGUCUGUGGAGGACGUUUUUGAUACAACAGAUAAACUAAAGGACAGGUCACCUGAGAAUGACUGCUUUUUAGCUCAAGUCUGCAAGUGAUAUUUGACAGUUAUAAUUGACCGGUUACGCUGUUUUCUGGCCGACAUUUGAGAAACAGAACGCGUACCCAUCGACCGAAACGUCAUUAUCGUUAUAUGAAGUCUCUAUACGCAAGUCGCUGCGUAGGAACUGAUGUGAAAUAGGCCUUUUUGGCACUGCCGCUAAACCUUGCCGUCGUCGUUUUCGAUUGCUGUCGUUUGUUCUGCAAAAUGCGAUUAAGUAGAAAUCAAUACAAAUUUUGGUCAAGGCAACUAUACUUUGAUCAGCACUUCCUCCUUUGCUGAUCCCUCUAGUGCAGCUGCUUCUACCACUAGCCCACUAAUUUACACUUUAUUCUGCCUAUAGAGAACCAAUGUAUUCUAUCGUGCUGCAUGAAAAUCUGCCACCGAAGUUACCUCGUUGAAUCCGAGCUUAUAGGGAGGCAGGUACCCAAGUCCGUGUGAAUAGUAAGGAGUGCGAUUUCUUUGAUGCAGCCUUCGGCCUGUGUUAGGAUUGCAUUACUUCACCAUCACUAUCGUUACGCCAAAAAACACAUACCCCCCUUAGACCGUAACCCGUAUUAAUCGCUUUUUGUACGUGGUUUCGGCACUCAGACUAUGCGCUUAUGCCUUAGCGGCGUCCCGGUCUCCUCUUCAGGUCGAAUCCACAGUCUGGCAGGGCUGUAUCAGAACGUAGUACCGGAAAGCGAGUAUGUUCUGGCACUAAAAUGUUCCAACCGUUUUAGUGUUCAUACUCGCCUCUCAAGCUUUCGAGCGUCUUGGAUGUCCUGACAGAAAGUUGUAUUGCUGUUUGCUUGCCUCCUCACAUCCAUUAUGCCAUGCUCCUUGCCUCUGACUGUUUUUGUGUUCUUCAGCUAUUGUUUCCACCCUUCCUUUUAGUUUCGUCACCGUGGUUUAUAACAAGAUCACAAAAAAAGUUGAAAUCUUCUCUCGCCCUCCAGAGUUUCUGGCUCCAGUGUUUGGUUAGUCACGUGCAAUUUUUGGGCUAGCUGAAGUUUCCUUCAGAUGUGGAGACAAUCGAUGAGCCCCCGGAUCAGCUUCCUGUCAAUGUAAUUUAGUCUAUUUUAUGAAUGGCACUUAGCGUGUAGAUCUGACCUUUGCAUUUGGAUCAGCCAAACGUCAAAAACUCCUGAAGGAAUAUGAUCGUAAUUUGGACCGAAACAAGGCAGUCGCUGAUGCCGCUGUCCUCCAGCGUGCUGCAUCUGGUCAGUCUGAAUUGCGAGCAGAAGCAAAGGCCGCAGGCAAGUAUUCCUUCUUACCUUAUAAAAAGCACUAAAUACUGCUUUCGCAUGAUGUUCCGCCGACGAAACAGUGUUAGCACUGGCUGUGCAACGGCCGAUAGCUUUUCCAGAAGUGUCGCUGCCUGGAGGGCUUGUUGCAAGCAAAUCCACUGCUAGUUCACCGAUCUGUCCUAUUUUUAGGGUGAUUUCGUUCUGCCUGAGAAUGUCAUACUUAAGUUCUUAGUAAAGGGUCAGAAUUCGUCAACUUGACGUCCCUCUGCACAGGUGCCAAGUGCCAAACAUGUGUGAAUUGCGCGUGCAUGCUGGAUAACAAGUCGUGAGGACGAAGUCCUCGUUUGAAGUAACGUGUGUGACAUAUGGCGAUAUGUACUGGCAAUAAACGCGCAGUGCUGAAUUUUCUGAUAUUCUGAGUGACGCCUACAAGCCAAAAAACGGAUUUCCGUGUACAUGUACGGCACCAUUAACAGAAUAUGAAUAGGAAGGAAAACAUGCAAACUUCAACAGUGGCUAUCCUUGUCAAAAUAUUCCUUAGUCAAUAUUCGAUGGAGUCGAAUUUCGAGUUCAAUGUUGAAAAAAGAGACCAGUCAAUUAAAAGGACGUAAUUCAUGCUUAAAAGGGGUAGGAAAAUGUCAACGACGGGGAGCAGAGUCGGAAGCACUUGGAAGGUGGACGUGGAGAAUUCCAAAUUUCGACCAAAAGGAUGUAACAUGUGGCUUCUACGAUCCACUACCUCGUGGAGGAAGUGUUUUGUUACUUGAGUGGGGAGACUAUCCCCGUGGCAUAGUCGAAGUGAGAAUGCUUAGCGCUGCCCCGUAAAUUCAUUUGCAAUCCUCCUUGGAUCUGCAGCAUUUGUGAAUGCUUUCAUGUCGGACCUAUACUCUGCCACUGUGCGUCUGCCCUGGUAGAAUGGCAACUUCUACAUUAAUGACCCUUUUGUAAGCAUAUUUCAUAGAUGUCGACAAUUCACUUUGACACAACUGUGAAAAACUUGGCUCCUCGGUGGGAUUUGAACUCGCGACUUGAAGGGGAAGGCUGCCGUGGGUUAGAAUUUUUCACAGUUGGGCCAAAAUGAAUUAUUCAAAAUCUGCCAUAACACAUAUUAAAAGUCUGUAAAUCGAAUCCACCAAACGCGCUUCUAGAGGAAUCGCCGAGGACAUAUCCUGGAUCGAUGUUCUGCCUCUGUCGUCGCCGCUGGGGCAGUCGCGCUUGAGAAAUCAAAUAUUUUCCUGGUUUCUGCUCUCUAGUGGGGACUGAUGACACGAAGAUCUCCCUCCCCAAGCCAUUAGCCAGGAAGAUAAAAUUUUUUCAUUGUAUUCAGUCCGCCGACUCCAUUGCCAGUCAGUUUAUUUAGAGCAAAUGACGGAAGCCCUUGAAAACUCCAUUUAAACAAUAUAGGUCUGCAUAAAAAGCAACUUAGUUUCCUAUCUUUGUUGAGUAUUCUAGUAUGUGAAAUGCAUAAGAUUAAUUGUGAAGCAGGAGUGCUAAGGUGGAAAAAUUACGAAGUAACAUCGAACAACACAUUCACUGAAUCUGCAUUUAAUAUGUUCGACAUUGGGAAAUCUAGUGUAAGCAAAAUUGCCUAUUGAAAUAAAGAUAGUAGCACGUUUAUAGUCAUUGUAGUGUCUUAUUAGGUGGGAUUUGUGCCCCUAAAACGAGCCGGGCGGUAGUUGCGCUGGACCAACACAGGUGAGUGGGAGUCCGGCAGACGCAUCCAUAACAAAUGCCAACGUUGGAGUGUGUUGGCAACCCCAGUUACCGGUUCACUGCGCGCCAACUGGGAUCCGUUCCGCCCUCUCCCCUCUAUUUGUAUUGCGGCAUAGGAUCCUAGUCAGUGUACGUUGUAGAACAAAGGGUGUAGUGGUACGCCUAGGUGCGUUUUUACGCUGUUCCAGCCACCUGUGCCCUCUUUCACCUCCGGCCUUCUUGAUUCUGUCUUGACACCGGAUUCAGGUGGUGGAGGAGAGUGUGGUAGGUGCUGUGCAAAUCCCAUAUCAUUAUAAAGUAAUUCAUGCGCAUUUCAACGUUUCUGCUUUAACUCUACUGUGGAGCAUAUGUUCAACAACGACGGUCGAAAUGUCGAGUAUCCAACUGCCUCUUACACACGGUGGGGGGAUGUGCGACAUAUAUUGGUAAAGAAUUCCACUGACGAAUAACUUUGCGAGAGAAAGGGGGAUUAAUUGGUGCGGUAGCCCACUUUUAAGUUGGUAGUAACGCCGUCUGAGAUUUAUCUCUGGUAUCAUUCCGGAAAGACUUUUCCAGCCCCGAUCAAGAUUAAAUGCCCUUAGAAGCUGAAACGUUAUUAUGAGGUCACCUCUGUCUUGUCGAUAGCGGAGGGGUAGAAGUUUAAGGCGGCCAGGCGCCGCUCGUGCGUCAAAUUUCUCAGUUUCUGAACAGCGUUUUUAGCACGUCGUUGUACAUCUUUACGAACACCUGUCUUUCCAAAGCCCCUGCCGCCACACCUUUACCGCAUAAUCCAGGUGCGACCGCGCAAAUGCUCCAUAUAUACCUUACCAAAGAUAUUCGCAUCCAGGUUUGCAAACUUCCUGCGUGUCGCACUCAUGGUUGACAUUGACCACACUGCGAGUGCAGAAUACUACGUUACCACCCUUUAAUCGUCUUUAACGAAUACCUCAAGACCAUCUUGCAUAUUUACGGCUUUAAGUUGUUGAUUUUUCAAGAGAUACUGUCGUGGGAGUGCAUUCCUUCUGCGUCUUGCUGCCAUUAUUUGCAUUAUCACAGUUGUCGACAAUGAAUUUCAUGCUCUAGACCUCGUCCCAUGUCUGCAGCUCGUCUAUAUCCUGUUGAAAUAUCACGGAGUCUCCCUCUUCAGUUAUCACCCUCCAGAGCUUAAGAUUAUCUGUGUAGACUGCUGUAUUGGACUUCACUUCCUUCACUGCAUCACUUACGUAGAUAAUAAAUUGGAGUGGCCAAAGAACUGAUCAUUGUGGGAGCCCAUUUUUUACAGGCACCUAUUCUGAGCAGCAGCCACCCGUAGUAACUUCUGGUCUACCUUCGGUUGCGAAAUCAUGAAUCCAGUUCAGGAGGUCUCCUCUUAUCCCUUAGUUUGCAUGAGGCGCUUUGUAGGACGCAAUCAAAGACCUUGCUGAAGUCAAGGUAAAUCACACCACUUGAAUGCCCUUUGUCCACCGCCGUUAGCCAAAGCUCGGGCGAUGCAAUGAGGUUUGUAAGACAGGACCUCUUUUCGCAGGAACCAUCCCGUGUUGAGUUGAUUUGAAAACGUAAUGCAUCAAGCGAUGUGAUUGAUUUUCCUGAUUAUCCUCUCCAUUAGUUUAUAGCAGAUGCAUUUCAGGCUGACCGAGCGGAAGUUAGUGGGAUGCAACUAUAAUCCCCCCCCCCUGUGGGCGAGUACGGCAUUUGUCAAUUUCCAUGUAUCAGGAACUUUACCAGCUUCAAAUGACUUUCGGAAGAUGAUACACAGUGGUUCGGCUAAUUCUUCUCCUAGUUGACGUUGGAGUAUACCUGUAAUCUUAUUUGGUCCUGGUCACUAGGCUGAAUUUAACUUCUUCGGUUCGACCAAAACUAACUCCGUGGGUUGGUGACGAAUUAUGACAGAGAGCUGGGAUGGGGAGGCGAUUCAGUGGUAUAAGCACUGGGGAUAUUCAGAGAGAAGCUCGGUUUUUUGGAGGCCAUCGUUCACAAUCACGCUGUUUUUUUUAAAGGUUGGGGGAUGGUUACGAUUCUUGGUGUUCCUUCUUAUAUAAGCAUGGAAUACUUUGAGUUUUUGCGAUGUCUCUCCCACAGGCCUAACUUCAUAAGAUGCACGUGCAUCACGGGAGAGUUUUUGCGUAAAUUGCGUUGUCAUCUAACGUACCUAAGCCUUCCUGGGCCCUCCUUUCCCUUCAGAUCUUUACCGCGGUCCUCGACCAUUGCGGUCUGCUUCGUGAGGGGACAGUACCAUUUAAUCAAGUUUUUCAUAGUUACGUCAAAGCUCCCACAACAUUCGUUGACAUCCCGUGAAGCCUCCGUCCACCGUGUGUCUAAUAGCCGAUUUCAUCGCCCCAAAGUUAGCUCGCCGAGUACUUUUUUGAGGACCUUGAUCUUCGUUCGGGACAGCUACAAGUGUUUCCCUAUAUCGUGUGAUCACAAGGACCCCAGGGUAGACCUGCGAUUAUUUCAUCAGCCCCUUCCUCGUUAUUGUUAAAUACUAUAUCCAGACAACUGGAUCUGCAUCCUUCACGCUUUCGAGCGGUUAUUCAGACCGGUUGAAAGAGAGUUCAUCAAGUGCCAUUUUCAGUAGCAGUUGUCGAAUUCUUGGCUCUGGGUCCUAACAUCCCUAGGGCUCCGAUUAAGCAGCGUAGCAUUGAAAUCUCCUACAAUAGUCAUGUUUUACCCCUGACUGUCUUCGCGUAGUCCAGUGACCAGUCAUGUUUGCAUUGAAGCAUGCAGAUUGCAGGGACGAAGUCGACCACCUAGACGAAAUGGCCGGGUUAUAGCUUAAGUAAAUUGGCGCACUUUUAGCCAUUAAGUAAAGGCGAUCAAUCCGGUAGGCGCAGUGUUUCAUUUCCAAACGGUUACCUUAGCAUUCUUGGUAAAUUGGUUGGACCAGUACUGCAGGAACGUGAACUAGAGGCCUCGAAAAUUUAUCAGAUAUUCCGAGUACACCGUAAUCCUUUUAUAAUAACAUGUGUUCGACCACUUUAAUAAUCCGUAACCAUCGAGGUUCUAUGUAGCAUCACCAAUACAUCUCUAGCGCCGUCUGUCUUAAUUAAAAUUGACGACAUCAAAGGUAAUUGAGUCCGUGUUGUUUUCCAGAACGAACCUCUUAAGUGGUCGUUCUUAUAUGAACUUCUGAAUGCUUCAAGCGCCUCCAUGUAAGUUCACCCUGUCUUUACUGAUCUGGACCGGUGGCUGUAGAUCCCUACUUUAAGUUUGACCAGUCUUCAACUACGCAAACCAUAAACCACAGAACCAUAGGCGUCAUGAAGGUCACAUUUCACCAUGUUCACGUGUGAUUUCUGUUGGCUUUAUUUAUUCCGUUGCCAGGGUUGACCCUCCAACGAGGUCUGCUACUGUUGCGCUGGACGGAGACGGAGACCACGUAUACCCUAAUUUGCGUGGGCUUCUAACAGUUGCUUUACAUGUUUAUGGCAUUCGUUAGUGCCACGCCAUGUAACGCAUUAGGAAUUGCUCCAUUAACAAUCAACGGGAAGGCUUUGGCAGACUUCUGAUGUAUAAAAGAGACGGAGGGAGUGGGGCCGAUGAUAAGACACUAAUGUAAAUCCAGCGCAUUUCUUACUAAUGGCAAAUCAGAUACACCCGAAUCCCAUGUCUUACUUAGGGCGGUGAUAGUAAAGAUUGCCGGUCAACGGCAAAACUCUGUCCAAGGCUGUAUGACUUACCUAAGAUUCACAAGCCGGAUCUUCCUUGGCGGCCGAUAUUGAACAUGUGCAAUUCGCCGCACCACCCUUUUAAUUAUUUUUAUUUUGCAAAAAAGGAGACACGAUCGCUGAGACAAGAGCUUUAUUAGCGACCAUGUCUCCUUUGCGACUACUUCCUAGAACUCGCCUCUUCGCCUCUACUUUGAUUUUGUCUUACAGUCGUUGUAAACUGGAUUUGGUGAUACUAUCAGGUUGAUGGCGCGCCAAUCUGCUUUAUUCAAGCCUAAGUCACCACUGUGUCCACCCUGUGAGACAGUGACGGUCUUCGUCAAUUGCGAAGGACAAAGUAGUCGAGGGUUAUGUUCUGGUGGAAAGGUAUCCUAGACAAUCUCACCUUCAGUAAGGUUCAGCUCCUCGGCAUGCCAAACUUAAAACCUGCGUGUCUGCAGCACUCAAGUCACUGGACUCCAGGGGGCUUAUUCGUCAGCCAGCUGCUUUCGAAGUUGACCUUCGUUACAUCCGUUGCCCGUGGGCGCGCCUACUAGCCGGACGAGUUGGUCUUGCCUUCCCGGUCUUCACUUUUGCUGGUAUUGUGUUGCAUUCCCCGCCUUGCAGUGGAGCACUGUCGCUGCUUCCGCUGAAGACCAUUAUUUAACUGAGGUUUUAUGUACAGUCUCGUGAGGACGGUGGCAAGUGACUAUACCGGUCAAAGACACGCAACAUUUUUGCCGCACAGCACACGUUUUUCCAACCUGCAGGGACAAGUGGGCCUGCUGAACCGUUUUCAUUCUUUCCUGUUGUAUUAACUGUGCUUAAUUCUGCUGGGGAAACAGCCUUUACGAAACUUUACCCUACCCCUCCCGAUCCAACUGGCGUCCUAUAUCUUUACCUUUCUUUUCAUUACAGCAUCAGCCGAUCAGAAACCAACGGACUUGGCUAAUUUUACCACCGAGCGAUCUCAACGCAAGCAACUCCUGCCGCCUUACAGUAUCACUGCUAAAGCACCGGUGGAGGCUUACCCCCUCCAGGAGUUUGCUCCACCGUCCUGCUUCUCGGCUCUCCGCGAGGAAGCGAUGAGGCUUGCCGGUGCUGAUGCAGCUACGUGCCAGAAGUGGCUGGCGGAUUCCACCUACCCACACUUUAUACUUGAUCGUUUGAACUAUCUUCCAGUGGAUGAGAAGAACAGCGCUUCCUCCGCCAACUCCACGGCUCGUAAGCGCUCCCGUAAGGACGCAGGCGGCGCCACCAGGUCUCGUCUGGAUGUGGCCACCAGCCUGGCACUCCUCAGUCACAUGUUUCACCUCUUUAAGCUGCGACCACGCGACUUGCAACAAAAGCAGCCACUGGCCAGGACUCCUCCUCCUGUUGCCCGUCAUCUGCUCAAUGAAUUCACAAUCAUGAUGGCUCGGGAAGGCCUUGAGCGUGUAAAAGUGAGGUAGGCUGUGUGUACGGGUCCCAUGUUCUAACCUGACCUGUGUGCAUGUGCUCGUAUUUGUCCCCUCAAAUGGGGGUUAAGCUGUUGCGUCGGGCGUAAGGGGGAGGGGUGAGACAGGUGUAUGACACACAUUAGACGGACACUAUGUAACUGCCUCAUCUCUGCACUAAGGUUAACUCAGUUGUCGGAAAAUACUAUUGCCUACAACAGUCCAGGUGACUUAUUAUUUCUUACGGUAUCUACCGCUGCUAGCCGAAUACCAUCCAACCCCAACUCAAGAUAACCUGGGACUCGGACUCCAACUCUGGUCACUAAAUACUGGGUCAAAUUUUAUACUUGACAGAAGGGUAUAAUUCGGUUUUCAGGAAAGUUUCGGAUUAUGAGAUUUUUGAAGACCGUGAAAUACCUCCCCAUAAAGCAUCGUGUUUCUGCAUUUACUAAUAUUGCUUGUAAAGUUUACAAUAUGGCUCAAAUCAACCGCUAAAUUUUAUGAAACCAAUAUGCUUGCCUCUCAAUAGUGUGUAUAAAUGUGUGAUUUUCUGUGAACGGAAAAUAUACAGCCCGUAGUUUGGAAACCCUGGAUGCGAGCGUAAGGGCAGGUUUGAUCCAAAAUUACUUGGGAAUUGUGAAGGUUUUUUAAAACCGAAGUAUAUUUUUCCUUUAAGAAUAAAAUUUGGAGAAGAUGUAUUUCUCUUUCAAAUGAGUAAAAUAAUGAAUAUUUUCAUGCAUGUCUUCUGUGAAAUAUAUUUGAAUACAAAAGAACAUCAAAAAUAAAUGAUAAAAAUUCGUGCUACUUAAGUAGUCAUUUGUUACAGAGAGUACUUUUCUGCAGGCGGUCAGCAGCACGCAGUUCGUUCAAAAGCAUCCUGCAGCAACUGAAUUAUUUUGGGUUUACUUUGCAUGCUGAUUAUUGUUACAACCCUACCUAAGUAAUCUUUUCGAGUCGAAAACGCAUUGCGGAAUUUCGUCCUAUGUUCUAACUUAUCCUCACAUAGGUUGACCUGUGUGCACGUACUCGUAUUUUUCUCCUCAGACCCUCAAAUGGGGGUGAAGCUGCUGCGUCAGGUUUAAGGGAGAGGGGUGAGACAGGUGUAUGACAAACAUUAGACGGACACUAUCUAACUGCCUCAUCUUUGCACUAAGUUUAAUUCAGUUCUCGGAAAAUACUAUUGGCAGCGGCAACCACGUCAGGCGUGAGAGGGACACAAGGCACGCCAGUCCGCCGGUAAAAUGACCACAGGAACCAGGGUUUUAUUGGCCUGACCUUUCGAAAGCAUACAGGCUUCUGUCAUCGGAGGUGGGUUGCGUACGGCGCGUCACAGUACUUAAGGGUUUUUCUUCGUGCUGGCGCGUCAUUCACUUCCAGCCCUCUGCGUCAAGAGGUUGACGAUCGUUGUCAUGGUGACAUCGGCUCCUCCUCAUCCUUUGUUCAGUGUAGGGUGGGGGACGGCGUCGAAAUGACGGCGGCCAUUGCUCUUGUCUACAUUGUCCGUUUUCCGCCCUCUACUUGAAGGUGGAGUGCUAGAUAUUUCCGCUGGGAUUGAGUGUUAGUACUUCCGAAUAGUUAAAGGAAACACGCAUUUGUAUCACAACUAUGGUUUUCCAAAGUCAUGGGGUGGGGUUUACAUUUGCUUGUUUCUUCAGCCAAUCUGCUCGCGUCUCUGUGUUUAUAGUAUUUUCUGCCUUCUUCCAAUUCUAUGGUUCCUGCGUGUUCAAAUCUCCUUUACCAGAGGAAUAUUGCACUUUUUAGGACAAUGACCCCAACACUGCGUGACAAACUGUUGUAUCACAUUGUGGUUCUCCUACUCCACUGCGAUGAUUUCACAACCACCAUUGAUGACUUGACUGUGGACUUCAAACUCCCAUCGGAUCGGUCGGUCGCUUUUGUUUUCUUACGCAAAAUCACAAAGCAUAUUGGUUUGAUGGGGUUUUUUUGAAAAUAAGCUCAACCUCAGAGACAGUAGGCGCUAAUGCAUAGAAAAACUUGCUUGCCGCCAGCACUAGGGGCUUACCGAGUUUUAUACCCUUUUAGCGAAAUUUUCUUUGUCAGAGAGCUUGACGUUACUCAGUAAUAGACGCAGUAUACUGCACACAAUUGGUAAUGACCUCACAUGCCGGUUUUUGGCGCCAUAUGCCAGAUUUCUCGCCUUUUGGCAUAUCUGACCUUAAAAUGUGUUUUGUUUUUAGGCUAAAGAAGUACUUCGUAUUUGUUGGAUGUCGCCUUUCUAAACAAGACCCUUCCAAAGACGCAGAUUCUGCAGACAAAUCCGCUUUAGAGGCUUCCAGUCGACCAAAGACGAUAGCGCGGCUAAUGACGCCGCUUGUUUUUAAGGACGCAAAACCCCUUGCAUAUAAACGAUGA